CAAAUUUGCCUCGCCAAGCUCAAGCGCAGCCCUUGUUCGCCAUGCUGUCGUCCAAGAUCCACCGCUCCGUAUUACCGGCCGCCUCGCGCCGCUUCUUCCACUCUGAGGUGCACAACAAGGAGCUUAUUCAGUCGACAGGUUUCAUCAAUGGCAAGUGGGUCGAGGCUCACUCCAACAAGCACUUCGCCGUCAUCGAUCCUUCCACCGACAAGGAGAUUGCGCGCGUCGCCAACAUGGGCUGCGUCGAGACCAACGAGGCCAUUGCAGCGGCGUUGGCAGCCCAGAAGAAAUGGCGCAAAACUACACCCGCGGCUCGCUCCGGGCUGCUCAAGAAGUGGCACGCCGCCAUCGUGGCCAACACUGAUGAUCUAGCCACCAUCGCCUCCGUGGAGAGCGGUAAGCCACUACCUGAAGCCAAGGGCGAAGUGGCCUACGCUGCCGGCUUCAUCGACUUCUACGCGCACGAGAUCAUGCACUCGAAUGGCUUUUUGCCUUCCCCAUCGGCACCCGACCACAAGAUCAUGGCCAUCAAGGAGCCUGUGGGCGUAUGCGGCAUCAUCACGCCCUGGAACUUUCCCCUGGCCAUGAUCACUCGGAAGCUAGGCCCAUCUCUGGCAGCCGGUUGCACGGCUGUGGUGAAGCCAGCAGCCGAGACGCCACUAUCCGCCUUAGCACUGGCCAAAUUGGCCGAAGACGUCGGUAUCCCGGCCGGUGUCAUCAACGUGGUGCCGUCCCCCAAUGACAAGGCUGCCGAGGUUGGUGGAGCUUUAACCAGCAGUCACGAUGUCCGCAAGAUCUCGUUCACGGGCUCCACUCGAGUCGGCAAGCUGCUGAUGGAGCAGUCGGCCGAGACGGUGAAGCGCGUGUCGCUCGAGCUCGGCGGCAACGCCCCGUUCAUUGUGUUCGAAGACGCCGACCUCGACAAGGCUCUGGAUGGACUGAUGGCGUCAAAGUUCCGCAAUACUGGCCAGACGUGUGUGUGCAGCAACCGCAUCUUCAUCCACGCCGACAUCUACGACGAAUUCGCGGCCAAGCUCGUAGAACGUGUCAAGAAGCUCAAGAUGGGCCCACCUCGUGAGGAAGGCGUGAAGCUUGGGCCCCUGAUUGGUCCCAACGCCUUCUUGAAGACGUCGGAACUGGUGGAAGAUGCCGUCACGAACGGAGCGACGGCUCUUGUUGGUGGCAAGCGCAGCGACAUCGGACGCAACUUCUACGAGGCCACUGUGCUGGCCCACGUUGAUAACACGAUGCGUGUCUGGAGCGAGGAAAUCUUCGGGCCUGUUGUGCCGCUGUUCAAGUUCUCAACCGAAGAAGAGGUGAUCGAGAUGGCCAACGGAACGGAGGCCGGCCUUGCAGGUUACUUCUUCUCGCAGAACUUGUCUCGCACGUGGCGUGUUGCUACUGCUUUGGAUUGCGGUAUGAUUGGUGUGAACACGGGCGCCAUCUCGAACGUACAGGCCCCAUUCGGUGGCGUCAAACAGUCUGGAUUGGGACGUGAAGGCUCGUUCAUGGGUCUGGAGGAGUAUCAGGAGACGAAGAUGGUCUGCGUGGGUGGACUGGACUAAGCUACCAUUGUCAUACUUGCUAGGAUUUGUGAGUAGUUGUACUGCUGAAUAAAGUUAGCAGUUUUAGUGUAUUUGGUUCUAGCUGUCUGGCUUUGACCAUGUAGUCUCGCCAGUCACGGGGUUGUAGUAGUAUGUAGUACCGUUGCUGUCCUGCAUCUCUUGCCAUUGACUUGCUGCUAUUGACGGUUGGCUCCAGCUUGUCUCUCCUGUUUCCUGGUUGUAGUAGUACAUGGCGCCACUGCUUUCGUCUCGGUACUCAAUCCAAGUGCUUGGAGUUAGAUCAGAGGUAGCCUGAAUAAUGCCAUUGCUCGAGCU
Phytophthora nicotianae INRA-310 is the source of this 1880-nucleotide messenger RNA. RefSeq lists its product as hypothetical. The record is from RefSeq and is a predicted model, not a curated record. Gene Ontology annotation, molecular function: succinate-semialdehyde dehydrogenase (NAD+) activity. The coding region runs from base 42 to 1565 and encodes 507 amino acids. NCBI's taxonomy places the organism in Eukaryota, Oomycota, Peronosporomycetes, Peronosporales, Peronosporaceae. The transcript has a single exon.